AUGCUGCAACAACUUGACUGCGAAGGAACGCCCUUCAAUAUCGGUAAACAACAUGGCACAGCGGCGAAAGAGAAAAUCAUUCGCUGCAUCACUUUCUACGCGAACAUGUUUAAGCAGCACUGCCGUCUUUCCUGGCCAGACGUACGGACUGCUGUUCAACCAUUCGAGGAGAAAAUCAAGAGGACGUGGCCAGAUUUGCAUGAAGAAAUGAAAGGAGUUGCGGAUGGCUCGGGUCAGUCACUGGUGGAUAUCGUAGCGUUAAACGUACGCACAGAGAUUGCAUUUGGCAAGUUUUCAGACGGUUGCACCUCCCUGGCAUGGCAUUCAGAGGAUAAUGCCUUCCUCGGUCAGAAUUGGGAUUGGCAAGAAAAGCAGAAAGAAAAUUUGAUCCUGCUGAAAAUCACCCAGCCUAACAAGCCAACCAUUCGGAUCAUGACGGAGGCUGGUAUUAUUGGCAAGAUAGGAUACAAUCAUGCUGGUGUUGGUGUCUGUCUAAACGCGUUGAGAGCGCCAGGGGUAGACCCGGGUCGUUUACCUGUUCAUCUAGCCCUGCGACUUGCCUUGGAGUGCUCCACAGCUAGUGAAGCUGUUCAAUUGUUUGAAAAAUAUGGGGUGGCGUCCUCAGCACACAUUUUAGUUGCCGAUAAGAAUCAGGCCUUUGGCGUGGAGACAUCUUCAACGACAGUGCAGAAAAUCACGAAAGAUAACCAGGGACGAGUUAUUCAUUCAAAUCACUAUCUUCUUACGCAUCCUGGGGUGGUGGACACGAAGUGGCUGAAAGAUUCUCCCUUCCGAGUUGAAAGAAUGCGCGAGCUGACCGACGAUCCGAGUCACGGUCCAGCGUGGGAUGCUAUACUCAAAAUUUUUGAAGAUGAGAAGAACUCUCCGGCUUCCAUUUGUCGACAUGAGCUUGGGAGCAGCACUUUUGGGACGUUAUUCAAUAUUGUGAUGGAUUUGAAGCAAGGACGCGUCGUGGUGCGGGUGGGCAAGCCGAGUCAGGUAGAAGAGACGAUUAAUAUGACAUUCUAG
Talaromyces amestolkiae is the source of this 1029-nucleotide messenger RNA. RefSeq lists its product as uncharacterized. The record is from RefSeq and is a predicted model, not a curated record. The coding region runs from base 1 to 1029 and encodes 342 amino acids. Lineage: Eukaryota; Fungi; Ascomycota; Eurotiomycetes; Eurotiales; Trichocomaceae. The transcript has 4 exons.